CUUGACCAACAUGUCGCGACUGGACUUAUUUUGGCUCCUGGUCAGUUUCCAGCAAGUGAUUGGCAGUGACUUUUCCGGCAUGAGUUCGGAGUUCAAGCAGUGUGUUCGUGGUUCGCAGAAACCACAGCUAAGUGAAUGUUUGGGCCGCUCUGCCCUGAACUUCAUCCAGAGACUGGAUGAGAGCGAUAACAUUCGAUUCGUGGACGAUUUAGUGACAGUGAAAAGUGAAACACCCGCAGUUAGAUCUCUGGCCAAUGUUCUCGACACAGAUCCAGUGGACUUUCGAGGGAUUCUUGAAAAUGCUGGCGCCGUUAUGGGUCAACGCAGUCUCGAGUGGCACAUGGAUGGCAUUUAUCCCGGUCUCAUGUUCAAAAUUGGUCCCACUGCGGAUGCGAACAGUGUGGCUGAGUUCGUCCUUGAUGGAGCUGGGCAGGGAGAUCGUCAAUUUGGAUUCGAGGAACCACCAACGGGUCGUCUUUUAGCCAAACAGUAUUUACUGCCCUUCCUGUUGGGCCUUAAGUUCAAUCUGGUUGCUCUGGUUCCCCUGCUGUUUGCUGGCAUAUGUCUGCUCCUCAAAAAGUCACUGUUUUUGGUUAAGUUGGCCAUAUAUGUGAGCAGCUUUUUGGGCCUGGGCGGCAUCAUGGGCUCACUGGGCGGAUUGGGAGGUUUCGGUGGCUUUGGCGGGGGAUUUGGAGGUGGUAAUUUCGGCAGCUUUGGCGGCUCAAACUUUGGUUUCGGUGGCGGAUUUCAUGGCCACCGACCAGUGGGCCUUUUUCCGGGAAAAACUACGGUCUUUGGACAAGGCCAGGACGAGCUUCACCACCAGUACGAUGUGCAUGAGACAUCGCCGUACCGUCGCAGUGAGCGGAAGGUGAGAUUCGAGCAGCCACGAGCGGCAGAAACGCCGGUGCAGGCACCACCAACCAAUACCAAGCCCAAGGCAACCACCCAAGACCGCUUCUACGACUUUGAAAACCAACGCAGGCCAAGUAACAAACUAUUGGCGGCAGCCAGUGCGGAGCAGGAGGGAGAGCUCCUGAUGAGAAACUUUCAGGACCCCCAAGGAAUGAAGGGCUGGCAGGCGGUGGACGUGAGAUCGCUGUAG
Molecule: messenger RNA, 1105 nt
Organism: Drosophila gunungcola (fruit fly)
Lineage: Eukaryota; Metazoa; Arthropoda; Insecta; Diptera; Drosophilidae
Gene: Osi10a
Exons: 2
Coding region: 11-1105 (364 amino acids)
Source: RefSeq, a predicted model, not a curated record